This is a messenger RNA of Colius striatus (speckled mousebird), 1736 nucleotides long. RefSeq names its product nudix hydrolase 19 (gene NUDT19). The coding region runs from base 10 to 1146 and encodes 378 amino acids. The transcript is spliced from 3 exons. Lineage: Eukaryota; Metazoa; Chordata; Aves; Coliiformes; Coliidae. The record is from RefSeq and is a predicted model, not a curated record. Gene Ontology annotation, cellular component: mitochondrion. Gene Ontology annotation, molecular function: hydrolase activity, acting on acid anhydrides, in phosphorus-containing anhydrides.
CCCCUCAAGAUGAAUUCGCGGUUGCGGCACUGGAGAGAAGCGGCUACGCUGCUACUUGCAGCGGGCACGCCGGCGCGGCUGCCGCGCUCCCCGCCAGGCCCCUUUGACUACGAGCUGCUGCUGCUGCAGCGGAGCUCCCGCAGUGGCUUCAUGCCCAGCGCCCACGUCUUCCCGGGGGGUCUGGUAGAAGCGGCGGAUUUCUCCGCGGAGUGGCUGGGGCUGCUGCCCGCCUCGCCUUACUGCGGGCUGGGCCUCGUAAGGCCACCGCCUCUCGGCUGUAGCCGGGCCCCGCUCUUCGCCACUGACCGGGAGCGGCUGGGCUCGCCGGUGCCGGGGGAAGUCGCCUUCCGCAUCUGCGCUAUCAGGGAAACCUUCGAGGAGGCGGGAAUCCUGCUGCUGGCGCCGGGGCGCGGACCAGCAGCGGGCAGCGGACCGGCCCCGCCGCUGCCAGCGGAGCGCCUGCCCCCCGCUGCGGAGCUGAGCGAGUGGCGGAGGCGGGUGCAAGAGGACCCGGCCUGCUUCUUGCAGCUGUGCCGUCACCUGGGUUGCGUCCCCAAUAUAUGGGCGCUGCAGGAGUGGAGCAACUGGCUGACCCCCGUGGGCAGGGCUGGCCGCGGCGGCCGGCGCUAUGACACAGCUUUCUUCCUGUGCUGCAUGGAGGAGCGGCCACCCCACACCUCGCAGGACAACCAAGAGGUGACAGCCUUCCUGUGGUCAUCACCUUCAGAAGCCAUUGAACGCUUUAAAUCUCAAGAAAUAUGGAUCGCUCCACCUCAGUUCUAUGAAUUGUGCAGGCUGUGCAACUUCCCUUCACUCUUUGAGUUACAUAAGUUCAGCUCUGAUCGAGCUCUGGAGGGGUGUGAAUGUUGGCUGCCUGUGAUGUUAACUGCUUCAGAUGGCUACAUUCAGCUAUUGCCAGGAGAUGAGUUAUAUCCAGAAGAUCCAGAUUACACAGGAGAAAAGAAAAUAAUCAUGUCAACAGAUAAGAAGGUUGAAGAACUUAUGAAAGAGGGUAGCGUGUUUCACAGAAUAGUAAUAAAAAAUGUCAACAAUCUUGCUGUCUAUGUUAAUAUUCAAGCAAAAUAUAAACAUGUGAAUCCAUUAAUGAUAAACUCUGAUUGUUCAAAUUACAAUAGCAAGUUAUAAUAUGUUUGAUUUAAACUAGAAUAUUUCAAAUUAAGUACAUAUUCACUGUGGUUCUGAUCCUUUCUAGCCAUUGCCAAACAGGAAAAUAUUCCUUUGUCCCUCCAAAGUAUUUUGUGUAUGUGUGCUUUUAUCCUUUUAGUCUUUGAAGCAGCACAGUUGUGCUAGUUACAAUGCUUAGAGGCUACUGAAAAAAAUCAACGUAACCAUCAACUUAAUUGUUGAUCAACUUGAACAUGGUUUGAUGGUAAUUAUACUGAGCCAUUACCAACUUAUUCUACUUACAUACUAAUAGCAGAAUAUGCUGCAACACCAGUCCACUCGGUCACACAGGUCCUUUUCUCACUGAAAAGUUAAGGAAAUAUUAUGUUCAGAAAAAGUAGGCUUUCUGUGAUUCUUUUGAAUUCUUUUUAUCUUUGCCAUAGAAAACUGCAGUGUGUGCCUAAGAAUGAAUUAAAUCUCCCUUUCCGUAUCUGUUGCCAUCCCCCAGUCUAUUUUCUUUCAUUUUGGGUAAAAUUGGUGUAUAUAUGUAUGUAGACAUUUAAGAGAUAAAAUGCCUUUUUUAGAAAUUAUAAAGUUAAUGUUUAUAUUUG